Messenger RNA from Prunus avium (sweet cherry), 683 nucleotides. RefSeq names its product small ribosomal subunit protein uS12. The record is from RefSeq and is a predicted model, not a curated record. Gene Ontology annotation, molecular function: structural constituent of ribosome. Gene Ontology annotation, cellular component: ribosome; small ribosomal subunit. Gene Ontology annotation, biological process: translation. NCBI's taxonomy places the organism in Eukaryota, Viridiplantae, Streptophyta, Magnoliopsida, Rosales, Rosaceae.
AUAAGCCCCUAGGGUUUCUCAUUGCUGUUGGUGACCUAGAGCUGUUUUCUUCUUGCGGCUCCGAAUCUUUUCUGCUAGUCGCCGAGUCUCUUCUUCGGUCACCAUGGGGAAGACACGUGGUAUGGGAGCAGCUCGCAAGCUGAAGGACCACCGCAGAAGGCAAAGGUGGGCUGACAAGUCUUACAAGAAAUCUCAUCUGGGAAAUGAGUGGAAGAAACCAUUUGCUGGAUCUUCCCACGCAAAAGGCAUUGUUCUUGAGAAAAUUGGUAUUGAAGCCAAGCAGCCUAACUCUGCCAUUAGAAAGUGUGCUCGAGUUCAGCUUAUUAAAAAUGGAAAGAAGAUUGCUGCCUUUGUGCCAAAUGAUGGUUGCUUGAACUACAUUGAAGAGAAUGAUGAGGUUCUGAUUGCUGGAUUUGGUCGUAAGGGACAUGCUGUUGGUGAUAUUCCCGGAGUUAGGUUCAAGGUUGUGAAGGUCUCAGGCGUGUCACUUUUGGCUCUCUUCAAGGAGAAGAAGGAGAAGCCAAGAUCUUGAAUUUCCUAUAAAAUGUUUUGUCUGUUGUGCUACUUAAACGUUUUGAUUUGCUACUUAAACGUUUUGAUUUAGAGAUUUUGUCAGCAUUUUAUUCCUCCAUUGUCCGUUCUCUUCUCCUUUCUAUAAUCAGAUGCUUAUGUUUUAAUGGAAA